Molecule: messenger RNA, 471 nt
Organism: Mucor velutinosus
Lineage: Eukaryota; Fungi; Mucoromycota; Mucoromycetes; Mucorales; Mucoraceae
Product: Cse1 domain-containing protein
Exons: 2
Coding region: 1-471 (156 amino acids)
Cellular component (GO): nucleolus
Molecular function (GO): rRNA binding
Source: RefSeq, a predicted model, not a curated record
AUGAAGAUCAAUCAAAAAAAGAAGAUGAAGAAUACCGACAUUCUGUCUGCCGGUAGCAAAGUCUAUGCAAAGAAGAGAAAGGCCAAGAAAGAGACCGUCGAGAGUGUUGAGUUUGAUGAUGCCAGUAGAACUGAAUUCUUGACCGGAUUUCAUAAGCGCAAGGUGGAAAGAAAAAACAAGACCAAGGAAAAGUAUGCUCUGCUAGCAAAGGAGGAAAAGCUUCGUAAUCGUAGAGAGGCCAGAGAACAGCGUCAACGCUUGGCUGAUAAGAAUGUGCAGGAGAUGGCCGCCAUGUUGAGAACAAGUCUCGGUGGACCUUUGAAUGAGUCUGACAAAUUCCAGUCUGAAGAAGAAGAGGAGGAGGAGGAAGAGGAGGACAAGAAGAAGGAGCCAAAGGUGCAAGAAUUCAAGACUCAAUCCACCUUGACUACUGUCACUGUUAUUGAAGAUUUAGAUUUGGAAAAUCACUAG